AUGGUAAUGAACGGAGCUGUUGGAGUCGUUGACGAUGAAGUUGCCAGUGGUUUGAGUGAUGGAGGUGCUGCUAUGAAAAAUAAGCAGAACACUCAACAGUCCCCAACUGAAAGUGCUUCACUCACUUCAAAGCUGCAAACCCCGACUCAAACCAAGUCCGAAGAACCAUCCCUUCCACCUGAAAGUAGGCGAUCAUCACCAAGGAACAAGAAGUUUGCGAUAAAGAUGAAAAACAAGCAGAACACUCAACAGUCCCCAACUGAAAGUGCUUCACUCACUUCAAAGCUGCAAACCCCGACUCAAACCAAGUCCGCAGAACCAUCCCUUCCACCUGAAAGUAGGCGAUCAUCACCAAGGAACAAGAAGUUAGAACCAAGUACUGUUGUUUCUUCUCUAACUAGAUGUGCAACAACUCCAAAGCGUCGUCGACAACCUGAAAGUGCUAAAAUGUCAUCACCAACUACAAAGAGACAGGCUACUAGGAAGAAGAAUGUGCAAUCUGAAAGUGCUCAACAUUCACAGACCACAACUACAAAGUCCCAAUCAAAAAGCUCUGAAGGAGAUACUGAAAAAUCUGGAGUGGGGCGAAAGAAUGUAAAGGAUCCACACGACACUCUCGCAGAUUUUCAAGAUGAAGAAGAAGAGGAAGAGGAGGAGGAAGCUGUGGAAGAGGAUAACUCUGAUCAUGUGGAGCCUGAUGUGGAAGAAGAGAAUGAUAAUGAUUAUGCUGAUCCGAAAAAAACAAUUUCCUUCAACGCUAAUGAACAACCGAUUGGUGAUCCACCUGUGCAACUUGCCAGUGUGCUAGGGGUGCUUGUUCGGAAACUUCCAUUAACGUACAAGGAUUGGAGACUUGUCCCUUAUGAAGCCAAAGAAAACAUAUGGAAGAUAGUCUCGGUUCGCAAUUGA
This is a messenger RNA of Papaver somniferum (opium poppy), 909 nucleotides long. RefSeq names its product histone H3.v1-like. Bases 1 to 909 code for a protein of 302 amino acids. The transcript has 5 exons. The record is from RefSeq and is a predicted model, not a curated record. Lineage: Eukaryota; Viridiplantae; Streptophyta; Magnoliopsida; Ranunculales; Papaveraceae.